This is a messenger RNA of Nymphaea colorata (pocket water lily), 1803 nucleotides long. Its product is annotated as geranylgeranyl pyrophosphate synthase 7, chloroplastic-like. The record is from RefSeq and is a predicted model, not a curated record. The transcript has 2 exons. Bases 239 to 1408 code for a protein of 389 amino acids. Lineage: Eukaryota; Viridiplantae; Streptophyta; Magnoliopsida; Nymphaeales; Nymphaeaceae. Gene Ontology annotation, biological process: isoprenoid biosynthetic process. Gene Ontology annotation, molecular function: geranylgeranyl diphosphate synthase activity.
GGACUAAUCCAAAUGGUGAGAGUGCUCGUGCCCGUCUCUCCUCCUGUCCUCGGAGCCACUAUAAAAAAGGCGCAUCUGGAUGCCCUGUAAUCCUGGCCAUGGUGGUGGCGGGGACGCAGAUUGCCCAAGUUGUUUCCAAGGCAGCCUCAAGGUGCCUCACAUUUCUUGAUAGAGUUCAUCUUAUAUCUGAAUCUUAAAGCAGGAAACGAGAGAAGCGGAGAGAGCUAGAGGUGCAGAGAUGAGUUUUUCAUGGAGUAUCGGCGUUUUGGGAGCGCCGCCAGCUAUGUCUUCCUCUUACCCUUCUCAUCCAACUUCGUUAUUUGGAAGUAAUUUUUCUUUAAAACCAGAGUUGCGUCUCGGCCACAACCUUGAGAAGCAGUCCAUCCCCAUUUCUUCUUUACCUGUAAAGACCACGCUCAUCACUUCUUCUCAGUUCCCAUGGCCUAUACCCAAGGCCUCUCUCUCAACCACUCACCUUACGGAUGAGGUUGAGUCCAAAGACAAAGGCGUCGAGAUCCCACAAUUCGACUUCGGUAAGUAUACGAUGGCGAAGGCAAGCUCCGUUAACGAAGCGCUGGAUAAGGCUGUCCCCAUGAGGGAGCCGCAGAAAAUCCACGAAGCCAUGAGGUACUCGCUGCUGGCUGGCGGGAAGCGCGUCCGGCCCAUGCUUUGUAUCGCCGCCUGUGAGCUUGUUGGUGGGAAGGAAGAGACGGCAAUGCCGGCCGCAUGCGCCGUGGAGAUGAUACACACCAUGUCUCUCAUCCAUGACGAUCUUCCUUGCAUGGAUAAUGAUGACCUUCGAAGGGGAAUACCCACAAACCACAAGGUUUACGGCGAAGAUGUAGCUGUCCUGGCUGGGGAUGCCCUCCUUUCGUUUGCCUUCGAGCACGUCGCCUCUGCAACCCGCGAUGUUUCCCCUGAUAGGCUUGUCAGAGUGGUCGUUGAGCUAGCAAAGGCAAUUGGGUCGGAAGGGCUCGUCGCCGGCCAGGUUGUCGAUCUGCAUUCGGCCGGAUUAACAGAUGUCGGCAUGAAACACCUGGAAUACAUACAUGUUCACAAGACGGCCGUUCUGUUGGAGGCAGCAGUUGUCAUGGGAGCAAUUGUAGGCGGAGGAACAGACGAAGAAAUUGAGAAGUUGCGAAAAUUUGCCCGGUGUAUCGGCCUUCUGUUUCAAGUGGUAGAUGAUAUCCUGGAUGUAACAAAAUCUUCAGAGGAGCUGGGAAAGACUGCUGGAAAAGAUCUGCUUGCUGAUAAGAUUACUUAUCCAAAACUGCUGGGACUUGAGAAGUCCAGGGAGUUUGCGGCACAGUUGAACAUGGAAGCCCAGGAGCAGCUUUCAGGAUUUGACAUCAACAAGGCAAUGCCCUUGAUCAGUUUGGCAAACUAUAUUGCCUAUCGCCAGAACUAGAUUCUACAGUGCUUUAGUUUUUUUCUACAUUUCGGAAAGACCAGUUUGUGUCCCCCUUUUUUUCCUUUCUUAGUUCUCAGCUGCCGAGUAUGGUCGAUUUUACGGCUUGCCUAGUUGGAAGAGCAGUACUGAUAUGCCUGCUGCCUUGAUGACUUCCUCAAGUGAAGAGACAUGCAAGUACCUUCAUCCAUGUAACGUAAUAGAAAGACAUGAUAGCUGAUGUAAGAAUAAUUUAGGAACAGGGGUAACAAUUGCGGAGAAGAGCGAUGGUGCAGGCAAAUAUUUUAUUGGUUUUGCUAUGUUGUAUAUGAAUGUAAUUUUACAUCUAUGAAUAUGCAUAGAAGAAUCCUGUCAGCACCUCUGAAUUCGAUUGAAAUUUUACUGCUGUUUGCUCA